This is a messenger RNA of Staurois parvus, 757 nucleotides long. The record is from the annotation of a GenBank genome assembly. Lineage: Eukaryota; Metazoa; Chordata; Amphibia; Anura; Ranidae.
GGAGAAACUGUCCUUCAUAAAAUGUGCAGGAGCAACAAUGUCAAAAAGCUGACUGAACAACUCGGGCUUCCUGGGGUCAACAUUAAUGCGAAAGACAAUGCUGGCUGGACGCCUUUGCAUGAAGCUUGUAACCAUGGCAGCACAGAAUGUGUCCGUGAAAUUUUGCAGCGCUGCCCAGAAGUAGACCUGCUCAGUCAUGUGGAUGGUGUGACUCCCUUACAUGAUGCUCUACAAAACAGACACAUUGAUAUUGGCAAAAUACUACUUCAGUAUGGGGGACCAGUACUUUUGCAGCAGAUUGAUUGUUUUGGGAACUUUCCAUUGGAUUAUGUCUAUUCACCACAUCUGAAAAAUGAACUUUUUGAAAUCGUCCAGGUGGAGGAAACGAUUGAGGAGUUUCACAAUAAGGCUGUUUUAAAAUCUGAAGGCCAUAAACUAGAGUUUGGCGCCUUUCUCCUAACAAGAAUGUUAUUCAAUUUCAUUUGUCUUUAUGGCCUGCCUUCAGAUCUUGGUACUGCCAAGAUAAUUUGCCCUAAUUCUGCUUUAUUGUUCAGUUAUACUAAAAAAAACACCUUCCUCAUUCAGUAACUCUAUGGUAGAGUGCUAUAUUGAGGCUGUAGCUACUAUGCAUAAUUUGAGUGAUUUUUUACAGUCUGUUCCAGAAUCUUUGUUGCAGAACCCUGGUUUCAAUGUGCAAGUGCUGUUCACUUUCCUACGCACCAUGGCCUCAUGUUCCUCAGUUCCUAUAAAGGAAUAA